AGCGCGCUUACAGGCUGGUUGCUCGGAGGGGAAUACGCAGUGGGGAAGGCCAGGCGGAUCUAAGUUUUGAUGACGCGACACGUGACGUGGGAGAUCCGUCGAGAGGGAGUGUAUUCCUCCGCCGUUUCCCUCCUAGUUCCCUUCCUCUCCUGGCAGGAACUUGUUCGCGUGGGGUUGUGUGUGGCAACCUCACCUCCCCAUAAUUCGCUUCUAGUUUGUGUGUUGUUCUUCAACUUAUAAGUUUGCCUUGAAAAAAAUUACCCCCAAAAAAAUUAUAAAAAUCUAAAAAUACCAAAAAAAUCAGUAAAACACAAAAACCACAAAAAAAGAGAACCCCACUGACUGCUUUCUCCAGUUUACGUGAAGACAAUCAAUUCUUCUGGUUCGAGCACAUCAAUGGCGUCCCUCUACGUUGGCGAUCUUCACCCGGACAUCACAGAAGCCAUGCUUUUUGAGAAGUUCUCUACGGCUGGACCAGUUCUCUCCAUUCGCGUUUGCCGAGACAUGAUCACCCGUCGCUCCUUGGGAUAUGCUUAUGUAAACUUUCAACAACCUGCUGAUGCUGAGCGGGCUUUGGACACAAUGAACUUUGACAUGGUGAAGGGUAAGCCCAUUCGCAUCAUGUGGUCUCAGCGAGAUCCAGCUCUCAGGAAGUCGGGUGUUGGGAAUAUCUUCAUCAAGAACUUGGACAAAUCCAUUGAUAACAAGGCUAUGUAUGACACAUUCUCUGCUUUUGGGAACAUCCUGAGCUGCAAGGUGGCCACUGAUGAGAUGGGAAACUCGAAGGGAUAUGGAUUUGUCCACUUUGAAACAGAGGAAGCAGCAUUGAAUGCCAUUGCCAAGGUGAAUGGCAUGUUGCUGAAUGGCAAGAAGGUCUAUGUUGGGAAAUUCAUUCCCCGCAAGGAAAGAGAAAAGCUUAUGGGAGAGAGAGCCAAGCGCUUUACUAAUGUGUUUGUCAAGAACUUUGGCGAGGAAUUCGAUGAUAACAGGCUGAAGGAUAUGUUCCAAGCAUAUGGAAAGAUCACCUCCUGCAGGGUGAUGACCACUGAUGAUGGUCGUUCCAAGGGCUUUGGAUUUGUUGCCUUUGAAGAUUCUGAGUGUGCUGAAAAGGCUGUGGAGGAGCUACAUAGCAAGGAUCUUGGGAAUGGCAAGACAUUGUUCGUGGGUAGAGCCCAGAAGAAGGCUGAACGGCAGAUGGAACUGCGGAAGAAAUUCGAACAGAUGAAAUUGGAUCGCAUGAGUCGCUAUCAAGGUGUGAACCUCUAUGUCAAGAACCUGGACGAUUCCAUUGAUGAUGAGCGUCUGCGAAAGGAAUUUGCUCCAUUCGGCACUAUCACUUCAGCCAAGGUCAUGACUGAGGAUGGGAGAAGCAAAGGCUUUGGGUUUGUCUGUUUCUCCUCUCCUGAAGAGGCAACCAAGGCAGUGACAGAAAUGAAUGGGCGCAUUGUGGGAUCCAAGCCACUGUAUGUAGCUUUGGCCCAACGGAAGGAAGAUCGCAAGGCUCAUCUGGCUUCUCAGUACAUGCAGCGCAUGGCCAACAUUCGUAUGCAACAGAUGGGACCUGUCUUCAAUGCAGGUGGCAGUUACUUCUUGCCAGCCAUGGCCCAACCACAGCGUUUCUAUUCACCAACUCAGUUGCCACAGGUGCGAGCGACACCUCGCUGGCCGACUCCUGCACCACAGCUCCGCCCUGGAGCCCAGGCUGCCACUGCGUUUGCAAACAUGAGUACCACAUUCCGUCAUGCAGCACCUCGUCAUGCUCAGCCAUCUCUCCGCAGCGCACUUGGAGCUCGUCCCAUGACGAGCCAACAGCCUGUGGGGCCAGGCGUGGCUGGCCGCCCAAUGGGAGCUCCUGGAGCUUCUGUGGGUGCCAAUCAGGUGCGGCCUCAAGCUUUCAAGUACACGGCCAAUAUGCGAAAUCCCCCACAGCCACUACAGGUCCCUCAGCAGCCAGUUCAACCAGUGGCUCAACAAGCAGUGCACAUCCAAGGCCAGGAGCCUCUUACAGCUACCAUGUUGGCUGCAGCUCCACCACAAGAGCAGAAGCAGAUGCUGGGUGAGCGUCUGUUCCCAUUGAUCCAGCGCAUGUAUCCCGAGUUGGCUGGCAAGAUCACUGGCAUGCUGUUGGAGAUCGACAACUCUGAGCUGCUGCACAUGCUUGAGCAUCAUGAGUCACUAAAGGCCAAAGUGGAGGAAGCUGUAGCUGUCCUCCAGGCUCAUCAGGCUAAACAGCAAGCAGCUGUCAUGGGCACUGCCCAGGUUUCUGCUACUGGUUCAGUCAAGAAGGACUGAGCCACAGCAUGAGCUUGUUGGGGCGUCCAUUGAGACGUGCAAGAUGGUGAAAGGGAGAGCAAAGUGGAUAGACUCGAUUGCCUCAUUCCUAAUCGGCUUCCUCUCUGCUCUCUCGUCUGUUCUUUCCUUUUAUCCCGUUGAAGUUGCCACAACACAUCUCGAUUUUGAAGCGCAGAAAGAAGUUCGGUUUAAUCACCAUGUUGUGAAAGGGAAAGAGAGAGUGAAGUCCCCACGUGAACACAAAAGUUCCUGUAUGCCUCUUCUAAUCCCAAUUCUCCUUGUUACCUUGGUAUCCUUGGCAUCACCAACAUCCCAAAAAAGUACCCAAAAAAAUUGUAAAAUUUGUACAAAACAUGAUUAAAAAAAAAAGAAAAUGAGGCUUCUCACCAAUUCCUCCUUUCUUCCUACAUCUCUCAUACUUCAUACUGUACUUCAUCACUCCUGUCUAAUGGAAAAAGGCAUGGUCUAUCAUGUCACAAAAAAAUAGCAAAAUGAGAAAAAACUCUAUAACAGGAUUCAAAACUCCAAAAAAAGGUGGUUCCAAUGUAAAACCACCAGGAAGACAAAUUCCUGGGCUGAAAAAAAAUUAUUCGCAUCAGGCAGACAAAUUUUAUGUUUCAGUCUCUUUUCUUUCACGAAAUAAGGCCGUAUUAGAAUACGUUCCUUUGAGGAGUCCCUCUUGGUUCGCCGUGAGUUUUGUUCCAUUUUAAAGAGCCUCUCUCUUUUUCUUGCAUGGUGCAUCCUUGUAUAUUUGAGUUGGCUUUGGGUCUUUUGUUAUUCCAUACCAGAGAAAUCCAGAAAUAAAGCUCGUGCGAUCAUGU
This is a messenger RNA of Darwinula stevensoni, 3113 nucleotides long. Lineage: Eukaryota; Metazoa; Arthropoda; Ostracoda; Podocopida; Darwinulidae. The record is from the annotation of a GenBank genome assembly.